This is a messenger RNA of Elephantulus edwardii (Cape elephant shrew), 1803 nucleotides long. It is a transcript of the gene FBXW8, whose product is annotated as F-box and WD repeat domain containing 8. Gene Ontology annotation, biological process: protein ubiquitination; cilium assembly. Bases 1 to 1803 code for a protein of 600 amino acids. The record is from RefSeq and is a predicted model, not a curated record. Gene Ontology annotation, molecular function: protein binding. The transcript is spliced from 11 exons. NCBI's taxonomy places the organism in Eukaryota, Metazoa, Chordata, Mammalia, Macroscelidea, Macroscelididae. Gene Ontology annotation, cellular component: Cul7-RING ubiquitin ligase complex; centriole; ciliary basal body.
AUGGAUAACCACGGCCUGGAGGAGUUCCGCCGGCGCUGGCAGGAGGAGCUGGCUCAGGCCCAGGCGCUGAGGAAGCGGCGGCGGCCCGAGGCUGCCGAGCGGAGGCCGCGGCGGCCUGAGUUGGCCCCCGGGCGCGGCGAACAGGCCUCGGGGUACCUGGCGCUGGCCCAGGGCCUUUUGGAAGGCGCGGGGCGACCCCCGGCGCCGCGGACCACCCGGGCUGAGAGGCCGGAAGCGGCGAGUCGUUCCCGCUCCCCGCAGGCCCGCGAGGACACCGGGGGCGGGGACCAGCUGGUGGACCAGCUCAUCCGCGACCUGAAUGAAAUGGAUGAUGUACCCUUCUUUGAUGUCCAGCUGCCUUAUGAAUUGGCAAUUAAUAUAUUUCAGUACCUGGACAGGAAGGAUCUUGGAAGGUGUGCACAGGUGAGCAAGACGUGGAAGGUGAUUGCCGAAGAUGAGGUGCUGUGGUACAGGUUGUGCCAGCAGGAAGGCCACCUUCCCCAGAGCAGCAUCUCUGAUUAUUCCUGCUGGAAGCUUGUCUUCCAAGAGUGCCGAGCCAAGGAACACAUGUUAAGAACCAACUGGAAGAAUCGCAAAGGUGCCGUCAGUGAGCUGGAGCACAUUCCCGACGCAGUUCUGUGUGACGUGCAUUCUCAUGAUGGAGUGGUCAUUGCUGGAUAUACAUCAGGGGAUGUGAGGGUGUGGGACACCCGCACCUGGGACUACAUAGCCCCCUUCCUGGAAUCAGAGUAUGAGGAGGACGAGCCUGGAAUGCAGCCAUAUGUCUCCUUUGUGAGGAUAAACAGCUCGCUGGCGGUAGCAGCUUAUGAGGAUGGAUUUCUUAAUAUUUGGGACCUAAGGACUGGAAAGUUUCCUAUUCAUCGUUUUGAGCAUGAUGCAAGAAUACAGGCGGUGGCCCUCAGCCAAGAUGAUGCGACGAUUGCCACAGCAUCUGCCUUUGAUGUCGUAAUGCUGUGCCCUGAUGAAGAAGGAUAUUGGCAAAUAGCGGCAGAAUUUGAAGUUCAGAAAUUGGUCGACUACCUUGAAAUCGUUCCAGAUACUGGAAGAUACCCUGUGGCAAUAGCCACAGCUGGAGAUCUGGUCUACCUGCUCAAAGCUGAAGACUCUGCCAGAACCCUUCACUACGUCUACGGGCAGCCUGUUACCUGCCUUGAUGUCUCAGCCAGCCAAGUUGCUUUUGGCGUGAAGAGUUUGGGAUGGGUGUACGAAGGAAACAAGAUCCUGGUGUGCAACCUGGAAGCAGAGCGCUGCAUCUCGAAGCUGGGUAAUGCGCUGGGCGACUUCACGUGCGUCAACCUCCGAGACAGUCCUCCCAACCUCAUGGUCAGCGGCAACAUGGACAGGAGGGUGAGGAUCCACGACCUGCGCACCGAUAAAAUCGCCCUGUCGCUCGCCGCCCACCAGCUCGGCGUGUCUUCCGUCCAGAUGGACGACUGGAAGAUCGUCAGUGGAGGCGAGGAGGGCCUCGUGACUGUGUGGGAUUACCGCAUGAGCCAGAAGCUGUGGGAGGUCCACUCCAGGCAUCCCGUUCGCCACAUCGCCUUCAACAGCCACAGCCUCAUCACAGCCAACGUGCCCUAUGAACGGGUGGUGCGCAACGCCGACCUGGACGCCUUCACCACACACAGGAGGCACCGGGGGCUGAUCCACGCCUACGAGUUCGCAGUGGACCAGCUGGCCUUCCAGAGCGCCCUGCCCAUCUGCCGUUCACCUUACAGCACCAUGACGGGCUACAGCUAUGACCACGCACUCAGCUUCCCCUACGAUAGUGCCCGGGAGUGA